AAAUAGUUUGCUAGACUAGAUGCGUGUGAGGACCAGCACUUUCUCAGGUCUUCGGUUCAGUCUUCCACUUUCUCUCUCUAGACUCUCUCUAAAGAGAUAAGAAAGCUAAAAAUGGCAGUUGAGCUACAGUUACUGUUUUAGAAAGAAACUCUCCUCUCUUACACACACUUUCUCUCUCAUCCAUGUUCUUCCUCUUCUUCAAAUCUGGUGUUGAUGGUGUUAAAACCAGUACAAUAGUGACUCGGGUGGCAUCAUCUUCUCCGGCGACGGAUUCUGGCCGGAGAUGGCGACUUCGGAUGCCGGAGUAGCAUUUUCUGUGACGGCAUUGGCCGGUAUCGCCUUGGCCGGCGGCCGUGUUCUACACCCAUAGGUGAAAACCUAGAAUUUUUUUUUAACUAAACACGGAUUAAACCCUAGAAAUCAGUGAAUUUUGAAGGGAAACAGUGUGUGUAUAUAUAUAGAUGAGAGCCCUCCGGCGAAGUCAUACUUCGUCUGCAUCAUCGUCCACGGAUUCCUCUUCACUGUCUACGCCGUCAUCCUCGUGGAUUCAUUUGAGAUCGGUUUUCUUUGUAGUUGCGUCCUCUUCCCCAGCUUACUGUUCUUCUUCUGAUAGGGGUAACCUCAAAUCACCAUGGUCUCGUAGGAAAAGAAAAAAUGUUCUUUCACCUCAACAGUGGAGAAGUUUGUUUACAUCAGAUGGAAAGCUCCGCGAUGGCGGAUCCAAAUUUUUGAAAAAAGUUCGCAGUGGAGGUGUUGAUCCAAGUAGCAGGGCGGAGGUUUGGCCAUUCCUCCUUGGAGUCUAUGACUUGAACAGUUCCAAAGAAGAAAGAGAUAUUUUGAGAAUUCAAAAGAGAAAGGAAUAUGAGAAACUCAGGAGACAGUGCCAGCGACUUCUGAAAAACAAAGAUAAGAGCUUUAAGUUAAAGGAAACUGGUGGAACCUUCAGGAAUGGGGACAGUGGAAUUCUUGGUCAGGGCAUGGAUACUCCUGAAUCUUUAGAUGUGGUUAGCGCCAGGGAAUCCCUUUCUGGUGAUGAAAGUAGCCCAUAUGUUGAGUACACAGAUCAUCUCGACAGCUCAUUAUCAGAAGAAGAUGCUGGAUCAAGACGAAUCACUGAUACAAAUACCUCUGCUCUUGACACUGAGUCAUCAGACACAGACUCAUCUGAAGAUCCCGAAGUGUCUCCUUUUCCCUCCGCUGAAAACAGGGAGGAAAAUGAUCCCGACGUGCCUACCAAGGAGGAUUUUUCUCCCUCCCGGAUAGAAGUUCAGUCAAAACCCUGUAAUACUGAAGAUUUUGCCACAUGGCAGCGGAUCAUCCGUCUUGACGCAGUUCGUGCCAAUGGAGAAUGGAUAGCAUACUCCCCAAAUCAGGCUGCAGUAUCAGAUAUGAGGGCACGCCAUACUGCUGAGGCUGUUGGGUUAAAGGAUUAUAAUCACCUGGAACCCUGCAGGAUCUUUCAUGCUGCUCGACUAGUUGCCAUUCUUGAAGCCUAUGCCCUUUACGACCCCGAAAUUGGUUACUGCCAGGGUAUGAGUGAUUUAUUGUCUCCAAUAAUUACUGUGAUAACGGAGGACGAUGAGGCUUUCUGGUGUUUUGUUGCUUUUAUGAGGAAGGGUCGACAUAAUUUCAGGCUGGACGAGGUAGGAAUCAGGAGGCAACUGAAUAUUGUUUCUAAAAUUAUCAAAUGCAAGGAUUCUCAUCUUUAUAGACACUUAGAGAAGCUCCAGGCAGAGGAUUGCUUUUUUGUUUACAGGAUGGUUGUGGUACUCUUCAGAAGGGAAUUAACUUUUGAGCAGACAAUUUGCCUCUGGGAGGUAAUGUGGGCAGAUCAGGCAGCAAUUAGAGCUGGGAUCGGAAAGUCUGCAUGGAGCAGGAUAAGGCAGCGAGCCCCGCCAACAGAUGAUCUUCUACUUUAUGCUGUUGCAGCUUCAGUAUUGCAAAGGAGGAAAAAAAUCAUUGAAAAAUAUAGUAGCAUGGAUGAGAUACUAAGAGAGUGCAACAGCAUGGCUGGACAUAUUGAUGUGUGGAAGCUUCUAGAUGAUGCACAUGACUUGGUGGUGACCCUCCAUGACAAGAUUAAGGCACCCACUUCUGUUGGCUGCCACUGGAAUAUAUAGUCACUGAUUUAUGCUCUCCGAAUUUUUUUUUAUUUUUUUCCCAGAUUAUUUAUUAGGGGGGGCACGGCCUUUGAAGUCUCUUUAUGCGUUGCUUGAAAUGAGCAUUACGCGAGCUAUUCCAGGUAUUGUUGAUGCUGUAUUUAGCUGCUUCUCACUUUCAUGUCUUGAUUGAGUGGCAUUCUCAAUGUCAAAAGAUGAAUUGGUUAGAAUCACCUGUACUGUGUUGGACGUCCUUUUUCCUAUACAAGAUAUGAUUUCCUUGAACGCGCUGUCAUGAUGAGUGAGGAAGAUCUUCUUUCCUGCUGAAGGUGUGUACCAUGCUGGAUCAAAAAGGUAUAGAGUUUGGUGAUAGAUUCUGCGAUUUACUUUUGUCGCUCUUCUUUCUGGAUGUCUAAAAAAAUAGAAAUAUUCAUACUUGAUCCGGGAAGAAAUUAGCACAAGCAAAAGAACAUAUGUCUGUCGGGUUUUAGCAGGUAUUCUUAUGGUGCCUCUACUCCAUGUUGAAAGGUUUAUCUAUGCUCUCUCUUAAAUGUUCAAGGACCUCCAAGUUGGGAGUGAAAUCCUUUUGUUGUUGUAGUAAGUUACAGAUUAAAACUUCUUGGAAUUUUCAGAAUAAUCUGUGUAAAGCUAAAGCACCCAUUAUGCCUUUAUGCAGCAAUAUGUUACAUUUAAUAUACAUUCAAUAUACAAUGUCAAUUUGAGCCUCUUCUA
Cornus florida is the source of this 2831-nucleotide messenger RNA. Its product is annotated as rab GTPase-activating protein 22-like. The record is from RefSeq and is a predicted model, not a curated record. Bases 462 to 2120 code for a protein of 552 amino acids. Gene Ontology annotation, biological process: activation of GTPase activity. The transcript has 5 exons. Gene Ontology annotation, molecular function: GTPase activator activity. Lineage: Eukaryota; Viridiplantae; Streptophyta; Magnoliopsida; Cornales; Cornaceae.